Sorghum bicolor (sorghum) is the source of this 1391-nucleotide messenger RNA. Its product is annotated as protein CHAPERONE-LIKE PROTEIN OF POR1, chloroplastic. Gene Ontology annotation, cellular component: chloroplast membrane. The record is from RefSeq and is a predicted model, not a curated record. Lineage: Eukaryota; Viridiplantae; Streptophyta; Magnoliopsida; Poales; Poaceae. The transcript is spliced from 5 exons. Bases 223 to 1071 code for a protein of 282 amino acids.
AGCCCGUCCCCGCCCCACUGCUGCCCCUUCCUCAUCCCAGCGAACGACCCUGCACGCAAUCUGCUGAGCCGCCCCGGAGGGACGCCCCUUGCAAUCGUCGCCGUCGUCGCCGUCCACCUCCUCUCCCGGCGUGGAGCGGGAGAGAACCUGUCCGCACUCAGAGCCUGGUUGUCAUUCCGUGGGAGCUCAACUUGAGUCUAAAAUAUUCAGAUAUUGCUAGAGAUGUUGGGUCAUGGUCUAGCCACCGAUGCCUCAAGAACCUUGCAAUGUCCAGCUACUUCAAGGGUAUCAAGUGCACCCUUGGGGCUUGUUUCUUCGAUGAGUUUCAACAGGAGAUGCAAGGAAAAGAACAAAAUCUUCACCAAUGUGGAUAGAUACACAAAGUACAGUACUUCUUUCUGUUAUGCACCAAGAAAUGCCAGAAUCACACCACUGGCAACUGCAUCGUUUGGGGAUAUGGCUGAUUCUUCAACUCCUAUCUUUCCCAGAAUCCAUGUAAAAGAUCCAUAUCAGCGUCUCGGAAUCAGCAGGGAAGCAUCGGAAGAAGAAAUCCGUGCUGCUAGGAACUAUCUGAUAAGCAAGUAUGCAGGCCACAAGCCAAGUGUUGAUGCAAUUGAGUCUGCCCAUGACAGGAUUAUCAUGCAGAGUUUCUUUGAUAGGAAAAAGCCAAAAAUGAAUCUCAAGAAAAAAUUUAGGGAACUUAGUCAGUCACGUGCAGUGAAGGCUAUUCAAGGCAGAUUUCAAACACCACGUAGCAAAGUCAUUUGGCAGACAGCUAUUGCAUUUGUCUUGCUUGGAGUGCUUACCCUUGCUUUCCCUACUGAAGAAGGGCCAACCCUCCAGGUUGCUCUCUCUUGUGCAGCAAAUAUCUAUUUCAUUUAUCAGAGGGUCAAAAGUGGAUGGCGAGCAUUCUUUUUUGGGUUUGGUUCUUUCUUUGCUUCCUGGUUCCUUGGCACUUUCUUGAUGGUAUCUGUAAUUCCUCCUAUACUCCCGGGUCCAAGAAACUUGGAAGUGAGCACCGCGUGUGUUACUUAUGUGCUCCUUUUCAUAUCAUCGACCUUCUUGAAGUAAGAGAUUCAUCGUGUUUCCAUGUUAGCCCAAUGUCCUGCAGAAGUUAUAAACAUGGUAUCCUACUUCAAAUAGCUUGUACAAUCCAUCGGCUUUUUCUUUGUUUGUUUCACGUUCGUGGAGUUGGAAAUGCUAGUUCCUUGGUGAUUUGAUAGUAGUUUUAAGGUUACAAUAUGAGAUGUAGAACGUUUUUGGCCUUGGCCCAUGAGGUCUUAAUCAGAGUCUAACACCUCUUGAUGGCAUUUUCGGUUGAUGUAUUCAAUACAUUUUGUUUUUGAAUAGAUCGUAUAAGAUAUAUCCAUGCGAUUGAACUGCUGAAGUCA